Penicillium cataractarum is the source of this 1353-nucleotide messenger RNA. Its product is annotated as pepsin-like aspartic protease. Gene Ontology annotation, molecular function: aspartic-type endopeptidase activity. Gene Ontology annotation, biological process: proteolysis. The transcript has a single exon. Bases 1 to 1353 code for a protein of 450 amino acids. The record is from RefSeq and is a predicted model, not a curated record. Lineage: Eukaryota; Fungi; Ascomycota; Eurotiomycetes; Eurotiales; Aspergillaceae. Gene Ontology annotation, cellular component: fungal-type vacuole.
AUGCGAGUUCUGCCACUUUGUACUAUCGCUGCCGGCUCUAUAGCCCUUAGUAGGGCCAAUGGAUCACCACUGAAUCGACGAGACUCCAGCACAACCAUCCCUCUAGUGGCCACCCAAUUUGGAACAGUAUUCGAUGUCCCAGUUACCAUCGGCAACCAGACCUUCCAGCUUCUCGUCGACACCGGUAGCAGCGACACCUAUGUUAUGAAUACCGGCUUCACAUGCAUCAACGGGACAAGCAACCUAGUCAUUCCCCAAGCCGACUGUCUCUAUUCCAACAAAACAUACCAUACAUCGAGUACAUACCGACCCGUUCAAAAUGAGAUGUUCGGCAUCCAAUACGGUGCCGGUCUCGCAAGCGGUAUCCUAGCCUACGAAGAUGUCAAAGUAGGAGGCAUUGCUGUCCAGAGUCAAAAGAUCGGAAUCGCGAAUAUAUCUAACCCGAUGGGUGACGGUGUUAACAGUGGUUUGCUUGGCCUAGCAUAUCCGUCCAUUACAUCGGCACACCCUGCUAACCAUACGUCGAAUGAAACGUACUGGUUCGACCGCCUACCCUAUAAUCCACUGCUCUACACUAUGCAUAAAAAGGGCAUCGUCGAGCCUUAUUUUAGCUUGGCACUCGCGCACACUCCUCAGAAUGAGUCUACUGCGUUUGGGGGAUAUCUUACUCUCGGGGGCCUCCCGCCUGUCAAUCAUAGUGAAUUCACUACAGUUCCCGUCGAAUUCACAAAGAAUAUACCACUCAAUUAUACCUCUGGAAAGAGGGCUCGAACAUAUUGGUCUACGACACUUACGGGAGGGAUAUAUGGUUCAUCGAUGAAUAACUUGACGACAAACUUGACUCCAUUUCAAGCGUUUAUCGACUCGGGUAACUAUAUUUCAUUUUUACCAUCCGCUAUUGUCGACUCGGUUAAUUCACUAUUUUCCCCUCCGGCAACCUACGACGCAGCAUCGGGAAUGUACAUUGUCGAUUGCUCAGCAAAGGCUCCGCAGUUUGGCUUGAUCAUCAAUAAUGCGACAUUCUGGCACAAUGGCGAGGAUCUGAUAUACCAGACAUCGGAGGGGGUCUGUGUAUCGAGUCUUGCUAGUUCGGAGAGCGUUUCUAUCGGUGGUCUUACGUUGAAUAUUAUCGGUGUUCCGUUUUUGAAGAACGUUGUGGCUGUUUUUGACUUUGGGAACAACGAGAUGAGAUUUGCGAAGCUCUUGGAGUUUGGAGAUGGGGGGUUAGGUGGCGUUGGUGCUGGGAAUGGUUCUGUUUCCUCAACGUCGGCUGGGUCGAGUAUGCUAAGUACUAGCACGCCAUGGAUUGGCUUUGGGAUGGCACUAUUUGCGUCUAUGGUGCUUAGCUCGUGA